This is a messenger RNA of Torulaspora delbrueckii, 2064 nucleotides long. It is a transcript of the gene DPB2, whose product is annotated as DNA polymerase epsilon noncatalytic subunit. NCBI's taxonomy places the organism in Eukaryota, Fungi, Ascomycota, Saccharomycetes, Saccharomycetales, Saccharomycetaceae. Bases 1 to 2064 code for a protein of 687 amino acids. Gene Ontology annotation, biological process: error-prone translesion synthesis; DNA-templated DNA replication. Gene Ontology annotation, cellular component: epsilon DNA polymerase complex. The record is from RefSeq and is a predicted model, not a curated record. The transcript has a single exon. Gene Ontology annotation, molecular function: DNA binding.
AUGCUAAACACCGGGAAUGUGCUGCCUGCGAAGAUUCAACCACCUCUUCUGAGGCCAAUGGCAUACCGUGUGUUGUCGAAGAAGUAUGGCCUCAAUAUCAAGUCCGAUGGUCUUGCAACUUUGGCAGGGUUUGUGGGUAAUAUGUUUGGUAUGAAUUGGAAGAAAGAUCCAGAUACUCUGCAGUUCUUGGAGAGAUUUGCCUUACUUUGGAGACAGCAAGAAAGAGGGCUAUUUGUCGAUGACCAAGGUGUGAGAGAUGUAGUUAACGAGAUGAAAGAACGUGAGAGGGCCACUGUUUCAGCUUCUUUACAACAAGAGCCUUCCAAAAAGUCCAAAAGUGUUACCAUUGAUAAAAUGUUGAACCGAGAGAUACCGGCAUCGUCACCAAUACGCAUUUCCACAGAAAAUGAUCAAAUUCUAGUAGAAAAUGAGACUAUUGAGGAUCAAAUAGAUAAUGAGGUGGCUUCCGAUGAGGAGCAACUCGAUUGGAGGAAUUACUUCAAAGUCAUAAAUUCUUCAGAGCAGGCAAAAUAUUCUUAUGACCCAGUUAAAUUACAGUUCACAUUCACUCCUGUGAAGAAAAGUACACCUUCCGAAGAAUUUAGAUCUCUUAUUAAGGAUCGAGUCCCUGACAUUAAUUCUAAUACAUCUAUCUUCUCUAAUAGAUUCUAUUUGAUUAGAGACAGGCUUCUAAGAAAUGAUAGUUUCCAAAACGCCGAUGAUUUUAAUCCAUUAUCGUCAAUAGCUGCUAUGCAACAGGAUUUGAAUAAUGGGUCUGGUGAAAUAUCGAGAGCUAUGUCUGUAACUCAGAUCAAAAAUCUGCUGGGACGUGACGGCCAAAACUUCUUGCUGCUAGGGCUGUUGAGCAAAAAUGCGAAAGGCGGUUGGUCACUUGAAGAUCCUUCUGGAUGUAUAGAGAUAGAUAUAUCUCAGGCCUACCCAACCAAAGGUCUGUACUACGUACCAGGAUGUGUUGUACUUGCCGAAGGCAUCUACUUCACGGUGGGUCAUAAGUUUCACGUUUCUUCCGUUACUCAUCCACCUGGUGAAAGAAGAGAGAACACUUUAGAAGCAAUUGGUAACCUUGAUCUAUUGGGCCUACAUGGGCAGGCAAGCUCUAAUUAUGUAGCCAGGCUUGAUAAAGAGUUAAAGAUAAGGCUUCAUCUUCUUGAAAAGGAAUUGACUGAUCACCGAUUCAUUAUUUUAGGUGGAGUAUUUAUUCUUGGAUGGAACUUGAUACCUUGGAAGCACUCAAGUAAAGUUUUGACGACAAUUAGUGAUGAUCCGCCUACGGCUAUUAUUCUUCAUGGUUCUUUCACUGCUGUGCCUGUGCAUGCUUCCAUGAGUAGUAGAAAUGUUAGUUCCACCACUCUAUAUCAGAGUAUUUUUGAUGAUCUGGCUGAUCUCAUAUCGAGCUUCGAUGAGAUCGCUCAAAACUCCACCUUCGUAUUUGUACCGGGAAUUAAUGAUCCUUGGGGUUCCACAGUCUCUAUGGGAUCUGCACAUGCUUGGCCACAACAACCAGUACCUUCUCGCUUCACUCAAAAAUUAAAGAGAGUAUGCAAAGAUGUGAUCUGGGCCUCGAACCCUACCAGAUUGGCCUACCUCUCACAGGAAAUAGUUGUUGUACGGGACGAUAUUACCGACAGACUCAAGAGACAUAGUAUCGCCUUUCCGAUGGAAGAGCUUACUCAAGGAAUUAAACUAAUGGAACCUAAAAGUGAUGAUGCAACGUCAAUAAGCCAGUUGGUCAAGGAAAACGACCAGCUUCCAACUAGGAUACGAGAAUCACGUAAAUUGGUAAAGACCAUUUUGGAUCAAGGUCACUUGUCACCAUUUGUCACUUCAGUUCGACCACUCGUAUGGAACCAAGACAAUGCUUUAACCUUGCAUCCCGUGCCCUCUACUCUAAUAUUUUGUGAUACGACGGCUCCGUACUUUGAUGUGACCUACAAUGGUUGCAAGACAAUAAAUCCAGGAAAGUUCAUAACAGGAAGACGUGCGAGAUACCUCGAAUAUAAUCUUUCACAGAAAAAAGCAUCAUUGGAGGAACUCUACUUUUAG